AUGACGGACUGCAGUAGCAUCCAGGGCUCCACGAGUUCCAGUGACAUCACUUCGAGUCGCGGAAUUGCUCCCAGAAUCCGCGUGAUUCGCCUCACGAGGCCUCAUGCGUGUGCACGCAAUGGAACUCUCUUGGCCACGCCUGCGCAUGCAUCCUUCGGAUUUGCUAUUCGCGGCGGACGGGAGUUCGGGACGGGAUUCUUCGUGUCACGCGUGGAGAAAGGCAGCGAAGCUGAUCAUCAAGGGCUCAGAGUCGGAGAUCAAAUAAUACGAGCAAAUGGUUAUCACGUGGAUGAUGCAGUUCACCGGGAACUUUCGCAAUUCAUAAGCACUCAGGAUCGCUUAACACUCAAAGUCAGAGGUAUCGGCAUGAUCCCGGUCAAAGAAAGGGCCUGCGAUCCGCUCAGUUGGCACAUUGUGCCGCUCAAGGGAGCCCAGGUCUCGCCGACAGAACUGGAUGACGCCGGAAGCAGAGAUAUUCGUGUGACACUCAAUGUGGCGCCGAGGAGCAAACUCGGUCUGGGAAUCUGCAAAGGGCCCGAAUGGAAGCCGGGAAUAUUUGUGCAGUUCACAAAGGAGAUUGGUGUAGCCAGAGAUGCAGGUCUUCGUCCAGGAGAUCAACUAUUGAGCUGCAAUGGAAUGGAUUUCGCAGACAUUCUUUUCAGUGAAGCUGUGGCCAUUAUGAAGUCAUCGAGUCGACUGGAUUUGGUAAUUCGCACAGCUGCUGGCCUGGAUCUCUUCCCCGGAGAGUCGAGUGGAUACAAUAGUUCCGCCAGCAGUGUGACUGGUGGGGAUCAGAGUCCUUGCUGGGGCGAUCAGGCGUCCAAGAGGCUCAGCAUGGUGCGCGAGGAGAAUGGCCACCUCGACGUCUCCAUGGGUGGCACGAGACGACCAAAAAGUUGGGAGAGAGGCAGUGAGAUCGAUCGCCGAAUGGACAAACUGCAUCCAGUCGCGCCGCCAAGAGUCCCCGAAGAGCACGACAAGAAUGCCAAGAAUUCCAACACCACAAUCAUAAAGCUCUCAGAUUCGGGAACAGUCAUUAACAACACAGUCAUUCCUCACCUCAGUGCCGUUGAAGUGUCGUCUGGACGUCAAGCCACGAGAGUUCAUGUCUCGCCUGAAGUGGGCGAUGACACAGGCUUUGUGGAUGACGAAGAGACUCCAGACAGGAGCAAGCUUGCGGACAUUUGCUUCGUCUCGCGGCAAAGUGAAACCAAAACAGUCAUUGUGGAGGUGCACAGAAGUCCUGGUGCUUCUGAGCCAUCUAGCGGAUCUAUUCCACCUCCUCCGCCUUGCUUUCAAACGCCUGGACAUGCGAGAACACCAUCCAUUGCCAGCACCUCGUCGGGAUGCACAUCCAGUCUGAGUAGUGCAAUUAGCGAUGAGCUCAAGAGAAGAGCAGUGCAACGCUUGAAGGAGAAUUCUGGCGAGAGCAUCGAAGCGAAGUGCGAGAAGAUCCAGUCACAGACGAGGAAGAUUGGUAACUCCCUCGGAGGUCACGACAACGACAGGCAUAAUGCUUUAAUGAGUGAAUUCAAGAGAGCUCACCGGAAAAUGUUCAAAAACAGCGAAGAAAACGAUUUGACUGAGAAUGAGAGACAUUGUCAGGCGAAUGAAGCGAAGGAAGUGAAGGAGACUGAGCGCAGCAAUGGCAUUCCUGUGCCUCUGGCCAAGGAUCCACCGCAGGCUCCGGCUAAACAUCCGCUCGUCAAAGUGAAUUCUUCACCGAGAAUCAAGCCUACGACCGCUCCACCUCCGCCUCCGGUGAGUUCAGCACUCCCUUUUGCCGAUGGCGCCAAGAACAUCGCCGAGUGUCGUCCGCCGGCGUCGCCCAGUCCAGAUUACGAGGACGAGAGUCCUGUGCGGAACCACACUGCCAAUGGGGGCUCCGUGAGGGGUACGUUGGGCCGUGUAGCGGCAUGCGAGAUGGCUAAGGCGAAUGGCGAUAUGGCUGAGCUGGAGUCCAUUGAGUCGUUCAAGCUCACGAAUCCAUCCUCGCCGCCUCCAAGGCCGCCGUCCGUGUACUUUGCGCCGCAGAAUUCGGGUCCUCCGACGAUGAAGAGGAACCACCGUCCAGUGUCUGUGACCAUUGGCGAGUACGGGCAGAUGGUGCGCAAGGAGCCGGCCAAAUUCAACUUCAUUGCGCGUCCCGAUGAGAAUUCUCGCAAUGGAGGCGACGAAGACAUGUCGCAGCGACUGAGAAACGAGCUGGAGAUGACACUGUCGCGAUCGAAUCUGAAGAAGCGAUCCGAUCACGAGCUGGAAAAUGGGGGUGUCAAUGGAAUGACAACGACUGUUACGGUGAAUGGAGACAAGAAAGAUGGAUCUUGUGUGGAGAAUGGCAAGGCGUUGCUGCAGAAGAGCAAUUCGACGAAUAUUGAGAAGAGCAAUGGGAUGGCAAAUCGCGUGAUGAUCACCAUUCCUAGCAAACCAGAGCUGAGGAAGACCGAGAGCAGUCCGCCCAGUGGCAUUCUGAAGAACGGUGGGUCCGCAAUGGCAUUCACAAAUGGCGGUGCUGAGCACAAAAACAUCUCCUUUGGGAAUAUAACUACAGUCAUUGCCAGAGACUCGUGAUUCCCAAGGAAAGCGAUCCUGGGCGAUUGAAGAGCACGAGUGAAAGGUGAAAAUAUAUUGGGAGCAUUGGGAGUGUAUUUGCAAUUGAUUGUGCACUCAAGCGAUUGGAGUCAACAACCAGUUAAUGUCUCAGUGCCGCAUGAAUGGCUCCCUGACGACUGGCGUAAACUAAAAAUCACCUCUAUUUUCUUGUCUUCUGCGCGUGUUACUCUUUCAAAUAAGCCCGCGAGAAUCCACUCUUCUAGGGAUUACUUAACAUUACUCUGUACUUUUUGUAUAUUAAUUCCUCCCUGAGUAAUUAUAUUUAAGUCGCUUCGUUGUAAAUGUACGUUCCCUCACAUUUUGAUGUAUUGCGCCUAUUAAAUGUAUACUUUAACUUGAAACAUAUUGAGUUUGAAUUGCCGUUGCUCUCGAGCAUGGAUGAAGCACGACUGAAACAUCAGUGAAACAGUAUGACUUGGUGGCCAUUCUGGAAAUACUGGCAUUUAUUCCAGAAGAGAACUCACGAAAGUUUGUCAGAAAAUAAUUUAAACGAUCAC
Messenger RNA from Phlebotomus argentipes, 3110 nucleotides. RefSeq lists its product as uncharacterized. NCBI's taxonomy places the organism in Eukaryota, Metazoa, Arthropoda, Insecta, Diptera, Psychodidae. Gene Ontology annotation, biological process: rhabdomere development. Gene Ontology annotation, molecular function: protein binding. Gene Ontology annotation, cellular component: plasma membrane; stereocilium tip; stereocilia ankle link complex. The transcript is spliced from 10 exons. The record is from RefSeq and is a predicted model, not a curated record. Bases 1 to 2571 code for a protein of 856 amino acids.